AUGCCCACAGACAGAGCCCCCCGUGUGGCCCACAGACACCGAGGGGGAACCGCCAGGGGUCUCGCCACAGCCGCAGGAGUCCCCGGAGCUUUGUUGGCAGAGUUUCUCACAAGUCUCUGGGUUGGGGUUUCUCUGCUCGGGGACCACAAGGGAAGAGAGUCCGGAGGAGUGGACGCGGAAGAGAGAAACCCCAUCUGCUCAAUGUGCUGUGCAGGGUUAGCUCCUAUGGCUACAGGUCAGCUGCUCACCAACUCUGCAUUUAAAGGUUCAUCUGAAGCUCUGUUAUGUGACAUUUGA
This is a messenger RNA of Knipowitschia caucasica, 297 nucleotides long. Lineage: Eukaryota; Metazoa; Chordata; Actinopteri; Gobiiformes; Gobiidae. The record is from the annotation of a GenBank genome assembly.